UUUUGCACUUCUUUAACCACAAAGUACAGUAGCAGGAAGUAAGACUUAUUCAGCUGACCAUUGCCUGUGUGGUUUCACUUCUAUGUAGCACUACAGACUGUCAAUAUGGCUUUUUCCUGGCUUCUUGUAGUCAUGUUUUUCUCAACCAAACUGAGCAUUUGUGGAGGAGACGUGGGAGAUUUUUCCCCGUGUUUACAGUUCUUCUACAAAUCUUCGCCGCCUAAAGGUCUGACUGGGACUCCAAUCUGUCAAAGAUACAGCAACCAGUAUCGCUUUGCCUCACUGUACAGCCGUGUGAGGAGGUCAGCCUGGUUCUCUGCCUAUGUGUACAGUGUCCCAUUGGGGAAGAGACCCUCGGUAGCCUGGAAGUAUGAGCCACAGCUGGCUUACCCCAAAGCCAAUGGCAACAUGGCGCUGUUUCCCCCAGGCCCCAUAGACCUGAAUGUGGUGGAGAGUCAGGCCGUGGAUCAAGACUACAUCAACUCCUCCUUCUCUCGUGGGCAUCUGAACCCCAGUCUGCACCACCAUGAGUAUGAUGAUCGGUCCUCCACCUUCACCCUCACCAACGUGGUCCCUCAAAAGGCUGGGUCCAACGACGGGCCCUGGGAAACCCUGGAACAAACUGUCAACAAAACAUUAGCAGCUUACUGCAUUGGAAAAGCUUACAUAGUUACAGGAAUUAUACCAUACAAUAAUCAAGAGCAUUGGAUCAAGAACAAGCGUGUGGCAGUACCAGAGUACUUAUGGUCUGCCUAUUGUUGCCCACAGUUUAACAACAGCCUUCCACAAUACCUAAGAAGUGCCUUUCCAACAUACGCAGCUAUUGGUCGUAAUGAUAGAAAUAGUACUGAGGAGAUUGUGCCAAUUAACAAGUCAGCAAAGAAGCAGUUUUUUGGCUACGAUGUGAGACAAAUGAGCCUGGCAACUCUGGAGAUAUAUUUAAAACAAAGGUUCAAUACUGUGGUCAAUGUUUUCUAUGAUAGUUGUAAUGGGCAGAGUAAUUAUUAGGCUAAAUGUCUCACAAAUCCACAAUGCAACACUAUAAUAAGCAAAAGAAUACUUUAGUUUUGGACUAAUCAUAGGGCAAAGUUGUUUAUGCUUGUUACUUAUCUGUGUUACACAAUUAACCCCAUACAGUUACGUCUCAGUAUUUACUAAGUAUUAAUUUGUCUCUAAAGUGUACCACUGACAUUUCACCAUCAGAGGGCGCCAUGGUCUUUCUGUCGCUAACAGAUGGGUUAUUUUAAAGAUGCCUUUAAAGUAACAUGCCCUUCAUAUCCGGGAACACUGAUAUGAAGUCAAAUUUGAAAUAAAAAUUCUAUAUUCUCACUGUUACAGAUGACAACUGUGAUGUAAUUUAUUCUUAAUGACCAUAAAAUUGGACAUGGCCAAA
Messenger RNA from Boleophthalmus pectinirostris (great blue-spotted mudskipper), 1393 nucleotides. Its product is annotated as endonuclease domain-containing 1 protein-like. The coding region runs from base 106 to 1008 and encodes 300 amino acids. NCBI's taxonomy places the organism in Eukaryota, Metazoa, Chordata, Actinopteri, Gobiiformes, Gobiidae. The transcript is spliced from 2 exons. The record is from RefSeq and is a predicted model, not a curated record. Gene Ontology annotation, molecular function: metal ion binding; hydrolase activity; nucleic acid binding.